Messenger RNA from Hypoxylon trugodes, 1185 nucleotides. RefSeq lists its product as uncharacterized. The transcript has 3 exons. The record is from RefSeq and is a predicted model, not a curated record. Lineage: Eukaryota; Fungi; Ascomycota; Sordariomycetes; Xylariales; Hypoxylaceae. Bases 412 to 1029 code for a protein of 205 amino acids.
GAGCGUUUAUACCACCUUUUUUUCGGAAUUCGAUGUACGAUUCAAAUCCUACAAAUGCUAACCUCAUAUAUCAUAUCUAGAUGCUUCGGGGGGCUCUCCACAUAAUGCAACCAUACAGUUUUGACAAUUCCAUUCGAAGUCCCCUAUCAAAUGCUUACGGGCGAACGGUUCUAACUGAGGUUGUGCCAAACGGAACUGUCUUUGAUUUCCUGGAAAGAAAAUGGGAUUGGGGGUAUCCACUACCUAAUAGAAUGCUAUGGAGGUUCUUCUUUUGCCUUCUUCGAAUGUGUAUUGCUAUGGCGUACCCACCUGGGAGUCGCACAGGUGGCCUUCGCAUAGAAAGGAUACCAGUGAACGAAAAAAGUAGGCUCGAUAAGUAUCAACUAAGUCAUCAGGAUCUACACGUUAGUAAUGGUAAUUUACCCUCUCCCGAGCGCCCCCGUGGAAUUGGUUAAGACGUGUCGCCGCUCUGCAGCAUCCAGGAGACCGUUAACAUUUUUGUACUUUAUAGUUAUGAUUGGAGACAUCCUUGACGAUGAAGAUCAUACUUUCGUCCCAAUUCUCAAAGCUAUUGACUUUGAGCGAGCAGGAGUCCUCCCCGACCCUGAGAGCAACAACCCAGGUGUCAACCUUAACAUUUUUCAAAUUGGACUGGUGAUGCGUACCCUGAUCGUUCCUGAGGAUGAAUUUGAAUCAGUUUCGGCCGCCCGUGCUGUAGUGGAUAUUAGGGGCACCCAAACCGAAAUCGAAACUCACGCUGCGUUACCUGAUCGAGAGUACCCGAAUCUGGACCCUGACAUUGCGCAGCUUGUUAGACGUUGCUGUGCUGAGGAAGAUCAGUACCGGCCGAGUCUUGAGAGUUUACAUCGACUUAUUUCAGACGCGGUCAGAAGCAGAGGGGCUAAGUCAUAUGAGCUUUUCCCCCGAGGAGAGUAUGAAACAGACGAUGUUAUAAGACAGCUCGUUCAGCGUCUCAUCCUCGACGCCUAUGUGGGUGAAGAUGACAAUUGGAUGCCCGAUAUAAUUUAACUAAGGAUGGAUUCUUGAAUAGCUGUUUUUGGUUUCUAGCGAGGAUUUCAAAUAAAAACAACCUGCAUCCAUGGAUACCUGGUAGAUAAGCAUGUACGGGAUGCUUCCGUGGUUUUAUAGACGUAUAGAUAUCAUUAAUAAACAAUAUCCGCCAAG